AUGACUGCCUUUCUAAAAUCUUGUUGUAAAGGUUUUCUACGAAAAAAGUUAAUAAUAAGAACAAGUUUUAUUGAGAAAGUGACUCACAUUGUUUCGGGUUAAUUGUUCCAAUGUUUAUUGAAAUGGACUGUUUUUCUUAAUAUAGUAAAUUUGUCGUUAUUGAAAUAAUGGCAAAAGAAUGUCCAAAUUGUGGGAAAUUGACAAACACUACCCAAACAAGACUUGUAAAAGAUUCUUGUGGUCAUACAAAAUGUCGAAUGUGUUUAUUGCACGAGGAGUAUGGUUGUAAAUCUUGUGACAGCGAGAAACAGUUCCAGCAAAUUGGUAGUUUUGAUUAUCCAGUUCGACGUCUUUCGAAACCAAAUAAAACAGAAAUUGAAAAUUCAGAGUCAUCGAAUAGUAAUACGUCAACGAAACAUGAAAAUCUUUUAGUCAAUAAAUUAAUAAACUACGAAUUUACACCCUGCGAUCUCUCGACUGAAAAAGAGAAACCAAAUUUUACAGUAAAUACCGAGACAGUUUCCUAUGCAAUUGAAAACGACUCUGUAGAAAUUGACGAUUGGAGUUUAAAAAUUGAUGAGGAAAGUAAAAGUGAUGAGACUGAAGUUUUAGCCCUCACGAAGGAUAAUAAUCCAGAUAAUGAAGAUAGUGGGAAGGAGAAGGCUUUAAAAAAUAGGCGUAAAUUCGUUGAUCGAAGUCAUAUAUCAAUAUUACCUGGUUCCCCGGAAAGAUAUAAAUGUGACGCAUGUGGAAAAAUUUUUCGAAGCAAAAAAGGAACUUGCUAUCAUGAUUCCUGUGUAACAGGAAUUCGACCAUAUCAAUGCACUCUGUGUAACAGAAGUUUUGUAAAACGAUCUCAUUUUGAAUAUCACGAGAGAACUCACACUGGAUACAAACCAUUCAAAUGCACUCUUUGCGACAAAGCUUUUAUCCAAAAUAAUAAACUCAAUCGACACAUGCUAUCGCAUAGUAAAUUGAAACCGUUUACAUGCAACAAUUGUGGAAACUCUUAUCGAAAGAAGGACGAUCUUAAAUAUCACAUGACUAUUCAUUCCUCAACGGCACCGACUCCUUUUCAGUGUAAAAUAUGCGGAAAGACAUUCAGAGUUUCAUCAAAUUUAAAACGACAUGUUCUCAUUCACUCCAACGAUAGACCUCACGUUUGUGAUCAGUGUAAUAAAGGCUUUAAAGAUAAAUCUUUACUGAAACGGCAUGAAAGAAUUCAUGAGAAAGAACGACCGUUUUCCUGCGCUCACUGCUCAAGAUUUUUCUUAUCCAAAUCGGAAUUAAGACGACAUAUGACAACACAUUCAAGUGAAAAACCAUUUUCGUGUCGAUUCUGCAAAACAGAUUUUCGACGAAAAGAUAAUUUAAAUCGACACAUAAGACACCAUCAUUCGGAAGAGAGUGUCUCGUGUGAAAAUACUUCAUCGAUAUUGAGUACAGAAACCAUGCAUAAGAAUUCUCUGAAACAAAAAUCGAAGAAAUCGAAAAAAUCCUCGACAAUUGCUUCUUCAAAUUCGAAAACAUUAAAAAAAGACUCUUCAGACUUUACAAAUUCAUUAAAUCAAAUUAAUUCCCGACUCGAUUCGAUGGGAAAUAUUACUCCAGUUAUCAGAACUACUGGCGAACUUAGCAACGCAGUCCCCGUAAUCAAUGGACCAAUUAGCAUAAAGAAAUUUGUGGAAAACACAGAAACUCGGAAGAAAACUUUCACCUAUAUUGAGCCAAUACCACUUGCCGAGGCUGUGGUUAUAAACAAAAGAAUCGAGGAAAAAUUAUAUCAACAAAAUACAACUAAUUAUUUUUUUCGUAAUUAUUCCACUUCAAGUAGAUCUAAUUUAGCCAACAGUUCGAAUUUUCACUCAAAAAGUGAUUCUGAAAAAUUAUCGUCCAAUCAGACUGAUAAAAAUUGUGUAAAAUUAAAAACUAAGGAUUCAAACGUCAAUGGUGUUGAAUUUAAAAUUUCUAAUUUAGAGAAGGAAAAAAUUAGUUCUGAACAAAAUUUGUCGCAGACAUUUAAUAGAAAUUCUGGCGAUUCACAAAAUGCAACAUUUUGCAAUGAAAAAGUCUCGAAUUCAAGGCAUGAAAACGAGCAGUCAAAUUAUGUGUCAACAAUAAAGCACAUCGUUCAUCCGGAGAGUGAGAUUGAAUCCAGCUCUGACGUGAAAGAGUUGCAAAAAACGUACAGCAAACAUUGGAGACGCAGAACUGCUGAAACGUUAAAACCAAAUUCUAAAUAGAGAGUUACAUUUAGAAAAAGAGCGAAAAGAGUAACUCUAGGACUUUAAACUAUUUGAA
Molecule: messenger RNA, 2301 nt
Organism: Leptopilina heterotoma
Lineage: Eukaryota; Metazoa; Arthropoda; Insecta; Hymenoptera; Figitidae
Product: zinc finger protein 2 homolog
Exons: 7
Coding region: 168-2243 (691 amino acids)
Source: RefSeq, a predicted model, not a curated record